This is a messenger RNA of Aspergillus candidus, 807 nucleotides long. RefSeq names its product WD40 repeat domain-containing protein. Gene Ontology annotation, biological process: negative regulation of transcription by RNA polymerase II. The coding region runs from base 1 to 807 and encodes 268 amino acids. Lineage: Eukaryota; Fungi; Ascomycota; Eurotiomycetes; Eurotiales; Aspergillaceae. The record is from RefSeq and is a predicted model, not a curated record. Gene Ontology annotation, cellular component: nucleus; transcription repressor complex. The transcript has 2 exons. Gene Ontology annotation, molecular function: protein binding.
AUGUCUGCAACUCAGUCCGUGUGCCUCUCAGGGGAUGGUCGAGCCAUGGCGUCUGGCUCGACCACUGGUGCCCUCAGAAUGUGGAAUAUCACAUCAGGCACCGAGAAUGCACCUUUCCGGCCCCAAUAUCAUUCUGUUCAAUCCCUGGCCUUUUCCCCAGAUAGUAAAAUUGUGGCAUCGGGAUUAGCCAAUAAUACUAUCAAGCUCUGGGAAGUCAAAAGCCGCCGGUGCCUGCGCACUCUCGAAGGUCAUAGUGAUUUAGUCUACUCGGUUGUUUUCUCUCAUGAUUCCAAGCUUCUUGCCUCUGCUUCGGGUGACCAGUCUGCCAAGGUCUGGGAUGUUAACAGCGGACUGUGCCUGCAGAGCCUUGAAGGCCAUGAUGAUUCAGUCAAAUCAGUUGCUUUCUCUCAUGAUUCCAGGUCCCUUGUCUCUGCUUCAUUGGACACCACCGUUAAGAUGUGGGAUAUUACAACAGGUUCGAUGCAACAGGCUUUUACAGGCCAUUCUGGACCCAUUGGAUCCGUGGCUUUCUCCUGGAAUGAUCAAAUUGUGGCAUCUGGCUCAACUGACGGUACCAUAAAACUUUGGGAAAUCUCAACGGGGUCAGGGCAGCAGACCCUUAUGGGCCAUUUUUACCCUAUUCAAUCUGUGACUUUCUCCCGGGAUGACCAAACUCUGCUGUCUGGCUCAGAAGAUGGUGAUGUCAAACUUUGGGAUAUAACAACAGGUGAAGAGCAACAGACUAUUGGAGGGUAUUUUUAUUCCAUCCAAAACACUCCUAUCAGUGGCGGUCAAUCAUGGGCAUGA